Messenger RNA from Chelonoidis abingdonii (Abingdon island giant tortoise), 733 nucleotides. The record is from RefSeq and is a predicted model, not a curated record. NCBI's taxonomy places the organism in Eukaryota, Metazoa, Chordata, Testudines, Testudinidae.
CCAUCAAUUAUACAGAUCAGGUCUGUCUAUGAUGGCGAAGAGCAUGGUCGUUUCAUGGAAAAGCUGGAAGCCCGAAUUCGAAACCACGACCGAGAGAUUGAGAAAAUGUGCAACUUCCAUUACCAGGGCUUUGUAGAUUCUAUCACGGAGCUCCUGAAAGUUAGGGGAGAAGCCCAGAAGCUUAAGCAUCAAGUGACAGACACGAAUAGAAAACUGCAGAGUGAAGGGAAGGAAUUGGUAGUAGCAAUGGAAGAGCUGAAACAAUGUCGACUACAACAGAGAAAUAUUUCUGCUACCGUCGAUAAACUAACAUUGUGUCUUCCUGUUCUGGAGAUGUACAGCAAACUCAGAGAGCAAAUGACUUCUAAAAGACAUUACCCUGCGUUGAAGACAUUAGAGCACCUUGAGCAUACGUACCUGCCACAGGUGAGCCACUACCGCUUCUGCAAGAUCAUGGUGGAUAAUAUCCCUAAACUACGUGAAGAGAUAAAAGACGUUUCCAUGUCAGAUCUCAAAGACUUCCUGGAGAGUAUUCGUAAGCACUCUGACAAGAUUGGAGAGACGGCAAUGAAACAGGAGGGAGACCAAUGCUAUAAAAAGGAAGGACAAACUCCCCCAAGCACCUCUGUCUCUUUCUCUCCCAUUGAUUUGCUGCACCUGAAGGGACAAAGUAACCAAUCGUUAGAUUGGAGAAGGAGUCCAAACUGGCCAGUAAGACUGCUGAAAGCCUGUG